Messenger RNA from Alternaria arborescens, 288 nucleotides. RefSeq lists its product as hypothetical. The record is from RefSeq and is a predicted model, not a curated record. Bases 1 to 288 code for a protein of 95 amino acids. NCBI's taxonomy places the organism in Eukaryota, Fungi, Ascomycota, Dothideomycetes, Pleosporales, Pleosporaceae. The transcript has 2 exons.
AUGGACUCAUUCGGCGGCAUGUCUUCUUCCCCCAGCGACCCCAAGACAGCGGUCAUGCGUCAAGUACAGCAGGAAGCUGCUAUGCAGAACGCGCGCAUGCUGGUCGAGAAACUCAAUGAGCACUGCUUCGAGCGCUGCAUCCCCAAGCCUGGUGCCUCCCUCUCGAGAGGCGAGGAGAGCUGCAUGAGCGCAUGCAUGGAAAAGUACAUGAGCGCAUGGAACACAGUCAGCAAGCAAUACGUCGGCAGGAUACAGCGGGAACAAGGCGGUGCGGUGCAGAACGUGUAA